Messenger RNA from Lytechinus pictus (painted urchin), 4714 nucleotides. Its product is annotated as fibronectin-like. Gene Ontology annotation, molecular function: protein binding. The transcript has 17 exons. NCBI's taxonomy places the organism in Eukaryota, Metazoa, Echinodermata, Echinoidea, Temnopleuroida, Toxopneustidae. The coding region runs from base 1 to 4323 and encodes 1440 amino acids. The record is from RefSeq and is a predicted model, not a curated record.
AUGACUCCUCGGAAUGUCUUCUUCCAAUACCAUCCCCUGAACGAAUUGACCGUAUCCUGGACUCCACCUGUAAACCUGGAUGGUAUCACUGGGUACAGUCUGGUGUACACCGCCAACGGUAACCAGAAAGAGGUUACCAUCGACGGCCCUGGAGCAACGACCACCACCGUCCAAGACAACGAUCUUGCGGGCAACCCUCCCUUAAUUGUGCUCCUGGCUCCGAUGAUGAACGGCAAUAUUGAUGGUGCUAAUAUUGUCCGGGCAACGACUCCAACAGAGCAAGACCAAGUCCUGCCACCUGCACCACCAGAUGCAACUGUUCAGCGGACAUCGAUCAACAGCUACCAGCUGACAUGGGCAAAUACGAAUGGUAACAGCCCUGUGGCUAUCGAGGGAUACGUUAUUUCGUACGCACAAACAUCAACUGGGACUGAUAUGAGCAGUAUAGAAGUGCCUCCCGACAGGAACGCGGAACAGAUCCAGGACCUCCAGCCAGACACAGACUACACGUUCUAUCUGUAUAGCCAGAACAAUGGACUGAGAUCUAGAGCGAACCUGACGACGCUACCUCCCGUGACCCAAGAUCUAAAGCCUCCUGAAAACUUUAUCUUAUAUCAGCUGAGUCUUUCAUCCAUUUUGCUCCGAUGGGACCCACCAUCUUCGCCGGAUAAUUCCUUUGAAGACUACGUUGUCGUAUACCUUAAUAACGAUAAUGGACAAGUGCUAGAAGAGAUCCAAUUGGAUUCGACGAUAACCAGUUAUGUUGUAACCAAUCUUCAAGGAGACAUUUCGUAUAUUUUCAGGGUUGUUACUCAAUCCGGUACUGCAAGAAGUGAAAGCAAUGAAUUCAUCGCAAAACCAUUAGAUCCUUUUGCAAACAUUCAACUGAUGGUCGGAGCAGUGACGGAUCAGAAGGUAGAGUUGUCCUGGCAGAACCCCACCCUCAACAGGAACUUUGUUGUUCAUCUUUUCAAAGACGACGGAACACAGGAGAUCAACCAAACAGUGCCAAAUCUGCCGAGUAUUACGACUGUGAUUCAAGAUUUAAUGUCUGAUUCUACUUACGUCAUUGUAGUUGAGGAUUCCCUUACCUUGACUGUUCUUGGAUCCGUGCAAGCAGUGACAAAUACACCACCUAACUCGGUUGUUACGGUGAACAGCAAGACUGCAUCAUCGGUUACAUUUUCUUGGAUAGGGUUUACAUCAGCCACCAGCUAUCGGAUAUCUUACAUCAGUCAAGAUAAUACAGGGACCGGUGUCCUAAGCUCAACCAUCCCCACAUCCGUAGUGACUGGUUUGCAACCUCAGAUGACUUAUGCAUUCUCUGUAGUAGCUACUGUAGGCACAUCCGAAGUAAAUGUAGGGUCAGUGACUGAAACUACAGAUACCGUGUCGACUAUGGCUGUGAACGCCACACCAGGGACUAAUACCAUUGAUUUGUCAUGGGCCAGCAUUUCUGAUACUGUUGUGUACCAGAUCGACUAUCAGCCACUUGUUCCAGGUGGUUUUGCCGAUCAGAGAAACUCCCUCCAAAAUUUCUUCACCUUAACUGACCUGCUCCCAGUGACGACGUAUAACAUUACGGUAUAUGCAUUCACAAGCAGCUUAGGCACGUCUGCCCUGGUGACAGUAGGGUCUGUCAUUACGUCAACGGUCACAGUUUUAAAACCACCAGAAAACUUUAUUUUAUACCAGCUGAGUGUUUCAUCCAUUUUGCUCCGAUGGGAUCCACCAUCACCGCCUGACAAUUCCUUCGCGAACUACGUGGUCAUAUACUUCGACAGCGCUAAUGGAGAAGCGCCACAAGAGAUACAAUUGGAUUCGACGGUAACCAGUCAUGAGUUGUCCAAUCUUCGAGGAGACGCUUCAUAUAUCUUUCAGGUCGUAACUCAGGCCGGUAACGCAAGAAGUGAAAGCAAUCCGUUCAUUGGAAAAGCAUUAGAUCUUUCUGCAAACAUUCAACUGAUGGUCGGAGCAGUGACGGAUCAGAAGGUAGAGUUGUCCUGGCAGAACUCCGACCUCAACAGGAACUUUGUUGUUCAUCUUUUCAAAGACGACGGGACACAGGAGAUCAACCAAACAGUGCUAAAUCUGCCGAGUAUUACGACUGUGAUUCAAGAUUUGAUGUCUGAUUCUACUUAUGUCAUUGUAGUUGAGGACGUACUAACAUUCUCUGUUCUUGGAGUAGUCCAGGCAAUGACAAAUACACCACCUAACUCGGUUGUUACGAUGAACAGCAAGACUGCAUCAUCGGUUACAUUAUCCUGGAUAGGGUUUACAUCAGCCACCAGCUAUCGGAUAUCUUACAUCAGUCAAGAUAAUACAGGGACCGGUGUCCUAAGCUCAACUACCCGAAUUUCAGUAGUUACUGGUCUGCAACCUCAGAUGACUUAUACAUUCUCUGUAGUAGCUACUGUAGGCACAUCCGAAAUAAAUGUAGGGUCAGUGACUGAAACUACAGAUACCGUGUCGACUAUGGCUGUGAACGCCACACCCGGUACUAAUACAAUUGACUUGUCAUGGGCCAGCAUUCCUGAUACUGUUUUGUACCAGAUCGUCUAUCAGCCUCUUGUUCCAGGUGGUAUGGCCAAUCAGAGGAACUCCUUCCAAAAUUUCUUCACCUUAACUGACCUGCUCCCAGUGACGACGUAUAAUAUUACGGUAUAUGCAUUCACAAGCAGCUUAGGCACGUCUGCCCUGGUGACAGUAGGGUCUGUCAUUACGUCAACGGUCACAGUUCUAAAACCACCAGAAAACUUUAUCUUAUACCAGCUGAGUGUUUCAUCCAUUUUGCUCCGAUGGGAUCCACCAUCACCGCCUGAUAAUUCCUUCGGAAACUACGUGGUCAUAUACUUCGACAGCGCUAAUGGAGAAGCGCCACAAGAGAUACAAUUGGAUUCGACGGUAACCAGUCAUGUAUUGUCCAAUCUUCGAGGAGACGCUUCAUAUAUCUUUCAGGUCGUAACUCAGGCUGGUACCGUAAGAAGUGAAAACAAUCCGUUCAUUGGAAAAGCAUUAGAUCUUUCUGCUAACAUUCAACUGAUGGUCGGAGCAGUGACGGAUCAGAAGAUUCAGUUGUCCUGGCAAAACCCCAACCUCAACAGGAACUUUGUUGUCCAUCUUUUCAAAGACGACGGAACACAGGAGAUCAACCAAACAGUGCCAAAUCUGCCGAGUAUUACGACUGUGAUUCAAGAUUUAAUGUCUGAUUCUACUUACGUAAUUGUAGUUGAGGAUUCCCUUUCCUUGAAUGUUCUUGGAUCAGUGCAAGCGAUGACAAAUGCGCAACCCAACUCAAAUGUUAGAGUGGACAGCAAGACUUCAACAUCGGUAGUACUAUCUUGGAUUUUGAUUCCAUUUGCGACCAACUAUCGGAUAUCUUACAUCAGUCAAGACAAUGCAGGGACGGGUGUCCUAAGCUCAACCAUCCCCACAUCCGUAGUGACUGGUUUGCAACCUCAGAUGACUUAUGCAUUCUCUGUGGUAGCAACUGUAGGCACGUCCCAAAUAAAUGUAGGGUCAGUCACUGUGAUCAUAGAUGCAACAUUAUCUGGAUCAGUAAAUGUAAGCAACUUGACACCCACGACAGUUAGUCUUCAAUGGACUCUCUUUCCUGGUAAUGUUAUUUACGAGAUUGUCUACACUGGACCAGACGGUAACCCGACAACAGUUUCAUCUGUGUUAAAUGGAGCCAGUCUUAUCAACCUUAGUCCAGGCACUCCCUACAGUAUUCGAGUACAGGUCAGAGACUCAACAGGAAUAACUAUCAUAGGCACUACUUCUAUCACGACGCCAGUGACUUCUGAUACGACCCCGCCUGCGGUAAUCUGUCCGCCCGACGUUAAUCGGGUACUUGAGAGCGGAAACUCUGUUCUAAUAGACGUGGGACAGCCGAUAGUUAGUGACAACUCUGGAUCUGUAGAAUUAGUCACUUCGACCCUACCAACCGGAAAUCAAUUCUCGAUUGGAACAACCAUGGUGACAUUUACCUACAGAGAUCCAGCUAACAACAGGGCAUCUUGUUCCUUGUUCGUUCUUGUUUCACUAGUAACACCAAUAAUUGUCAAGGAAGUGACGCCAACAACGGCUACGUUGUCUUGGACGACUGUGCCAGGUGUCAUAGCCUAUGACAUAAUAUUUACUGGUCAGAACAACUUCCAGAGGUCUGUCAUGUCACCAACAGAAUGGGUCUUUGUAGCAAAUCUGUUGCCAGGACGCCCCUACAACGCUCGUGUGGUGGGGAACGUAGCCAGCCAAGGUGGACAAGUGGAAGUUGGAAUGACAUCAUUCAACACAAGUAAACCAUUCAUGUCAUGUCACUGAGAUUAAAUCUGACUUAUUACAUCGGAUGGGGAGGAUUUUGACAAUUUAUGGUGCUAUUUGUCUUCGGUUAUUUGUUCGAAGAACACGCUUUAUCGAGACGCAUUACUCCCUACAUUAUUACAUGGCAGUGUGUAGCUUGGUCUUAAGAUAUUUUUUGUUAGGAAAGAGAACAGAAAUCUGUUACUGUAACGGGAUGCGUGUAAAAAUGUAAAUAUUAUAGAAGGCAGUGUUUAUUAAAGACGAUCGGGGUCAUGAUAUUUUUUUUUUACUUUUGAAAAACAAAAUGAAUAUCUAAAUAAAAAAAUAGUAUUACGUUAGUAUUAAUUGGUAUUAUAUAAUCAACCAAAUUUUUUUUUCCACAGGUCAACCAAAUUCUGUUACAGUGACUGGG